GCGACGGCGCCGUGGCCUUUGUGGGAGCCAUAACCACACGACUGUCGCUGGAUGAGCUCGUUCCCUGCCGCGACAGCGUCGUGGAAUCGGUGCCGAGUUGGACAGUUGAGGUCACAGGGAUGUCGUCGUCAUCGUCGUCGUGGAUUACGAUUUCCACCGGAGGUCCUCGAGCCUCAAGGGGGGCCGUCAAGUCGAUGGCAUUAUCUUGGGCCAAAGGACCGCGCGGUGCCGGAGAUGACUUGGACUUCUUCCGCCUGCUGGGCUUCACCUUGUCGACAUGAUUGCCCAACGUCCCAUCUGCAGAUGAAUUCUUUGCCUUCCCAUUCGAGUCGUUUGUGGACACAGCUGACGCCACGACCUCGGUGCUGGUCGAUUGAGCCUUUUCCUUCACCGCAGCAUCGCUCCAUGCCAGGUUAUGGUGCUGUUCUGGUCGGAUCUCGAUGUUGUCAUGUGGUUGCUGCCGUGUCCUCUUGGCUUCACCGUCGUUGUCGCGGCCAUUCGAUUCGAUUGGAACCGCUCUUUGCAAGGCUCUGUCCCUCCCAUCCUCUGACAUGCCCGUGAUGGCUGCUGCGUGUUGUCGCUUUCGCUUGAAACGGCGCUUCUGGCCCUUUUCGUUGAGUGGGGUCGUUGAUUGCUUCCGUGGACUCGAAGAGUCCAAAAUCCAAACGGGGUUCGUGCCUCGUGGCGGCCGCGAGACGGUCGACGGAGCAGACGCCAGUUCUUUCCUGACCUGCCGUGUUGGGGUGGACUCGUUCUGCGUGGAAGUCACGGCCUCAUGCAGCUUCUGCCCGUGCACGACUACUUCCGUGACAUCUAUCGCAGCUGCACCUUCGAAUGGCGUGCGAAGCGCGA
This is a messenger RNA of Aphanomyces invadans, 852 nucleotides long. RefSeq lists its product as hypothetical. NCBI's taxonomy places the organism in Eukaryota, Oomycota, Saprolegniomycetes, Saprolegniales, Verrucalvaceae. The record is from RefSeq and is a predicted model, not a curated record. The transcript has a single exon. The coding region runs from base 52 to 561 and encodes 169 amino acids.